Messenger RNA from Planococcus citri (citrus mealybug), 2369 nucleotides. RefSeq lists its product as uncharacterized. The record is from RefSeq and is a predicted model, not a curated record. The coding region runs from base 117 to 995 and encodes 292 amino acids. NCBI's taxonomy places the organism in Eukaryota, Metazoa, Arthropoda, Insecta, Hemiptera, Pseudococcidae. The transcript has 11 exons.
UUGAUAAUCAGUUUUCCGCUUUUAUGACACACCAACGAUGCAAAUGAAAAGUAAAAUUGUAAAAUUUCAAAAAAAUCAAUUCAACGUAAUUUUAAUACACGAGUAAGUAUUUGAAAAUGUUGCCCAAAGUUGUGUUCAUUUUCGUAUUUGUUUCAUUGUUUGAUCAUUUUCUUGCAAUUUCUACUCCACCUUCGGCAUGUGAUGUGUUUUCGUCUAAGAGUAAGCUUGCACCUACACCUCACAACAGACGCUCCCCAAUCAAUGUGAUCACCAAAACAGCCACCAAAAUCCACGUGAAUUCGUCUCUAAUCAUAGAAAAUGGAAUAUUAACGCCACUAAAAGUUGUAAAUACAGGAUAUGCUCUCGAAGCUUACUCGUACGAUGUUGACCAUUCUACAAUACAAACACACGGAGGUGUACUAUGUGAUAAAACCUACAUAUUCUACAAAGUUGUUUUCUACACCAGUGACCAUCCAGAAAUUUCAAGUUACACACAAAUUGAUGGAAAAGGAUCACCACUGACUCUGGGCUUGAUUUACUUCAAUCAGGCUUAUGGAUCAUUUAACGAAUCUCUCAAUCAUUCUGAUGGUUUGGUUAUCCAAUAUUUUCAAAUUGGUUUCGCUCCCACGAGAAGUCCUCUAUUUUUCCCAUUCAAAUCGUUGUUUCCUUUGCUUCGGAAGCCUAAUUCACAUAUAACCUUACCAGCAAUCGUUGUUUAUGCAUCUUUCAAUAAGUUAUCCGUUUUGUACGGAUACUACGCUUAUUAUGGAUCGUACAUAGAUUUGUCGACUGGAAAACAAUACCCUUGUGCAAUUGCUAUAUUAGCUGAUAGAACUGUGUAUACCAUCAGCGAAUCUCAGUUUGAGGAAUCUUUCCUGAGUCUGAAGAAUGUGCAUGGAGGAACACUAGUCAGUAGACAACCUAUUCAGGAGACAGGAAAAAGAAAGAUUUAUAUAGCUGAUCAAAAGCUUUAUGGGAAAUUCCAUCUUUUCUAAUCAGGGCAGUGAAUGACAAUAUUAAAAAAUUCCACAUUUUUAAUGAUGUUAUCAGGUUACAUGGAGACAGUUUCUAAUGUUCCUGACAUGAAAAUUUUUCUUUUGUGUUUUUUUUUCUUUCCAUUUUACUUUUUAGAUAGACAUAGUCUUUACUCUUUAUUUAGAAAUGAACAAUAGGUAAAGUAACUUUCUUAGAAAUUCAACAGUCAUAAAAAUCAUUCCAGAACAAAAAUCAAAAAAAAAAAUUUUCAUUAAAAUUCUUCAAAAUUUAUGAAACAAUAUAGGCCUAAUACGAAUAAAAAUGUGAAUUUAAACAUUUUUUGAAUGAAUUUUAGAUGAUUUUGAUGGGAAUAAGGAAUUUUUUUCUACACUGAACUUUCUAAGACAUAAAAUUCUCUUGAGUAUAACUUUUCUCAACUUUGUAAAUAACAUUCCAGGAUGGAAAACAACAAUAAAUGUAGAGAAAAAAAUUUUUACGAAAUAUAAUUCAUAAAGAGGAAAACUUUCAACGAUUUUCAAGGGAAACAGAACCGCAGGAGUCAUGUCCAUAUUUUCCAUCAACACCUCCACCGUACAAAGCAUAUAGUCCCAUAAAUAUUAUAACUAAAAAUGUCAUCCCAGCCAACGUAUCAACUCCAGUCAAUUUAAGAGAUGGGGUACUUGGUCCGCUUUUUGUUAUAAAUACUGGAUAUGCGUUUGAAGCUUAUAGUACCCCUGCAGAUAUUCCAGCGGCGAUAAUUUACGGAGGAGUACUCUGUGGAAACGAGUACAAAUUUCAUAAACUACGAGCUUAUGUCUCUCAAGAUCCGAAUGGAAGAAGCUUUAAUCAAAUCGAUGGAAAAGGAUCGCCGCUAUCAAUCGCUUUGCAUUACUACAAAGCUGAAUAUGGAUCCUUCGAAGAAGGACUCAAACAUCCAGGAGAUGGGGUGCUUUUAGUGAAUUACAUGAUCACACACGGCCCAGUGUACAAUAUAUUUUUUAUUCUGCCUCAAAUUGCCCUGCUGCUUUUUAGAAUUCCUGGAUUUGGAAUAUACUUCGCACCUGCGAUUUUACUCUACGCUUGGUUCAAUAUCAUAUUCAUAAUUAACGAAUACUACGCCUUUUAUGGCUCUUAUUUAGACCUCGAGACUGGUAUUGAAUAUCCAAACGUUAUUCAAAUUCAAACCGCUGGUAUAUAUCCUCUUUUGACAAAAUCUCAAUUGAAAGCUUUCCAAUCAUUGAUCAGCAUAAAUGGCACUUUGUUAGAAACUGUAGCACCUCUUCACACUCAAAACCAACCUGUUUAUUUGGGAAAAGGAUACACGGAAACUUAUUCUUUAAUCUAAACAUUCAAUGGACAUUUUCUGUAAUUGCAAUAAAAUUAUAUCUACUUUG